AUGAGGGACCACGCGGAGCCUCGACUGGAGGAGGCCCGCCCGCGUCCUCCACGAGCCCUUCCACCUGUGCCAAGUGUUAUUCAAGAUGAUAUUCCACUUAACCGUCCCAAGAAGAAGAAGCCCAGAACUAAAAAUACGCCUGCCAGUGCUGCUCUGGAAGGCCUUGCUCCGACCACUGCUCAUGGACCACGUGAGGACAGUGAGCUGCCAACCACAGAACUCACAGAGCAUCCAGAGGCUCCUGUUCAGAGGAGACAGAGGAAGACACGCCCUUCUCUGGAAUCAGAGACUUCUUUCCCACAGAAGAAAACAUCUAGUCCAUCUUUAUUACGAAAUGAGAAUGGUAUUGACACGGACCGAGCUGGGGAGGCAGUUAUCCAAAAGCCUCGAAGGAAGACAAAGAAGACCCAGCAAGCAGAAAUACAGUAUGCCAAUGAGCUCGGAGUGGAAGAUGAAGACAUCCUCACCGAUGAGCAGAGCGCUCCCGAGCAGCAGGCGAGGUUCACAGCCCCCACUGGCGUCAGCCAGCCUGUCGGCAAAGUCUUCGUGGAGAAAAGCCGGCGAUUCCAGGCCACUGACCGCUCUGAGUUAAUAAAGACCACAGAGAACAUAGAUAUGUCGAUGGACGUGAAGUCAUCCUGGACCACCAGAGAUGUGGCCCUUUCAGUGCACCGGGCCUUCAGGAUGAUCGGUCUCUUUUCUCCUGGCGUGUUGGCUGGCUGUGCUGUGUGGAACAUUGUUGUGAUUCACGUGCUGGCAGGAGACCAGCUGUCUAACCUCCCCAACCUUCUGCAGCAGUACAAGACCCUGGCAUACCCAUUCCAGAGUCUUCUCUACUUACUCUUGGCUCUGAGUACCAUUUCAGCUUUUGACAGGAUUGAUCUUGCUAAAACCUCAGUAGCUAUUCGAAAUUUCUUUGCCCUGGACCCAACAGCUUUAGCGUCUUUCUUGUACUUUACUGCUCUUAUACUAUCUCUGAGUCAGCAAAUGACAAGUGACAGAAUCCAGCUUUACACACCUCCUUCUGUCAAUGGUAGCCUCUGGGCAACGGGAACUGAGAAACAGAUUGUCCAGCCGUGGAUUAUAGUGAAUUUGGUGGUGGCAGUCCUGGUUGGAUUGUCUUGGCUUUUCUUGUCUUACAGGCCAGGCGUGGAUCUUAGUGAAGAGCUGCUGUUCUCCUUCGAUGUGGAAGACUGUCCUGAAAAAGACAGAGGAAUCAGAGCCUCCUCAUAAAGCCAAAAUGCCUACAGGGGAAUGGUGGUUCCAUGUUUGUCCCAAACUUGUUUUACAGUUAUCUUUAUAAAAUAUGUAUAUAUUUUUAACUGAUUUUUGGAUUAUAUAAUACUGAAAAACCCACUAUUAUGGACAGUGUUAAAAUUGUAUCUCCUAUUUAUACCCAAACAUUAAUUUCUACAGCAUCAUAUCUUAUUGAUAGUGAUAGUGAGCUAAAAGCCAGAAGGUGAAAGUAUUUAUUUCUUACUCUGUCAAAUUAGUUGUCUUUUUAAUCUUUAUAGAAGUACUAAAUCAGGAAAAGCCAAGGCCUCUUCUGUUGUAAAAUAUGUAUCGAGUUUAAACACAGAUUUAAGGAGUAGAGUAAAAGGGGAAGAGGCCAUCACUUUUAAAAUAUUUUCUUACUAAAUAAAUUGAGAUAUGAAACAUCUUUCCUGAAAUGUAGUGUUUGUGCAUCAUGUAAUAAUUAUAAAAUGUAUUUCUUAAUCUUCAAAGAUGCUUUGUACCUAAUAAAAAGGA
Molecule: messenger RNA, 1749 nt
Organism: Ochotona curzoniae (black-lipped pika)
Lineage: Eukaryota; Metazoa; Chordata; Mammalia; Lagomorpha; Ochotonidae
Product: transmembrane protein 237-like
Exons: 13
Coding region: 1-1233 (410 amino acids)
Biological process (GO): cilium assembly
Cellular component (GO): ciliary transition zone
Source: RefSeq, a predicted model, not a curated record